CAUGGCAGUUGAGCUAUUCCCGUUCCGAUAUAAUGUUUAUCUUGCGAAUAGUUAGUUUAUUACCGUACAAUUAUAUCUAAGCCUUAAUUCAUGUAAUAGCAGUUUGUCUUUAACAAUUCAUUUAUUAUGUGAAUUUGCUUAAACAGUUAAGUUUGUGUUAACAGUAUUCAAAUUAUAUGACAUUAAUUAUCGAUAGAAAUAUUUAUAAAAUAGAAAAAUGUCGUCGGAACGUAUAGCCCCCCUCAUGGACAUCUACCAUUUCGACAUCGUCGACUACGCAGUAUUUUCUUCUAUGCUAAUCUUAUCAGCCUUGACAGGUUUAUAUUACGGGUGUCGGACCAAGUAUUGUAAGAAUCAGGAGGGCCAGACGCUCAGGGAGUACUUGACGGGAAACGGAAAUUUGAGACCAUUUCCCGUAGCACUUUCACUCAUCGCAAGUUACGUUUCAGGUGUCACAAUUUUGGGGACUCCAUCUGAAAUAUACAAUUUUGGAACGCAGUAUUGGUUUAUCAUAAUAGCCAUAUGGAUCAGUGGACUAGUCGUAGCCUAUGUGUACCUUCCAGUUUUUUUAAAACUGCAAGUCAAUUCUUCGUAUGAGUACCUGGAACUAAGAUUUAAUAGAGUGGUACGAACAAUAGUAUCAGUAUUUUUCGUAUUAGAUGAAGUGAUGUUUUUGCCGAUAGUAAUUUAUGUACCUUCACUAGCGUUUAAUCAAGUAACUGGAAUCAAUAUUCACCUGAUUGGUUCUAUUGUCUGUCUCGUUUGUAUAUUUUAUACUUUGCUCGGUGGUCUGAAGGCUGUAGUUUGGACAGAUUCAUGGCAAGUUAUAGCCAUGUUUAUUUCUGUUUUAGUGGUGGUAAUACUGGGCACUGUUACUAUUGGUGGCCCUAGUGUAAUAAUAGACUUAACCGAAAAGGGAGGGAGAUUCGAAUUUUUUAAUUUUAACCCAAGCAUGUACGAGAGAUACACCGUUUUCAGCGUAGUAUUCGGAGGAUUUACUUACUGGACGUGUUUCAAUUCCGUCAAUCAGACCAUGGUUCAGAGGUACCUGUCGCUGCCUAACGAAAAGCAGUCGAAAUUGUCACUCUUACUAUUUACCAUUGGCGUGUCCUUCUUCGUAUGGGUGUGCUGCUACGCUGGUAUCUUAGUAUACGCCACUUACUACGGUUGUGACCCUUUGUCCCUGGGCAGGAUCAAGGCCGACGAUCAAAUUCUCCCCCUCUUUGUGAUGGAGACUGUAGGACACUUGAGGGGAGUCCCAGGGCUCUUCAUCGCGGGGGUUUUCGGUGCCGCGCUGAGUUCCCUCUCUGUGAUAUUGAAUUCAACAGCUCAAGUAUUUUUGGAAGACUUCAUGAAGGGUUGCAUGAGGUUGACGUUAACAGAAAGAACAGCGACACUGAUUGUAAAAGCUGUUGUUCUGGUCCUGGGACUCGUCGCCCUAGGGUUCCUUUAUGUGGUGGAGCAUAUGGGAGGGGUGUUAGCUAUGGCAUCAUCUUUAUCGGCCAUAGCAGCAAGCACGACCUGUGGGAUCUUCACUCUAGGAAUGGUGAUCCCAUGGGCGAAUUCCUACGGUGCAGUGGUAGGAGGCAUAGCCGGCGUCAUCGCUUCUGGUCUAGUGUCCUUUGGAAGUCAAUUCGUUUCAGCUGCUAAGCUGGUAGUUCCCCACAAAUUACCGGUUUUUGUCAACGACAGUUGCUUUGAAAAGUACGGGAUAGAUCCCAACAUCACUAUCUCAGAUCCAUCUUAUCCAGACGAAUCUUCCGUCUUCCCAUUAUUCCGGCUUUCUUUCAUGUGGAUAACACCUGUGGGGUUGUGCACCGUGCUGAUUGUUGGGAUCACAGUCAGCUUCGUGACAGGCAACACGGAUAUCAACUAUAUUGAUCCCGAUCUGAUAUCGCCCGUAAUGCAGUGGGUUCUUCCCGAGGGCUCCCAGAGAUACGCUGGGUCGGCCAUAAGGAAAGCCAGACAUAGGGAGCUGGUGGAGAGAGAAAAAAUGGUCGGGGAUCUGCACGUGUUGGCUGUUUCUACUAUGGGUACCUCGAAUGGGAGAUCUAGUUCACCCUGAGUAUUGUACAAAUAAGUAAUAUUUAGAUGUCAAUUUUUGUACUUAUCGUAUUUUUUUACAGUAUUAAAUUAUUGUCAAACAUGUU
This is a messenger RNA of Anoplophora glabripennis (Asian longhorned beetle), 2150 nucleotides long. RefSeq names its product sodium-coupled monocarboxylate transporter 1-like. The transcript has 13 exons. NCBI's taxonomy places the organism in Eukaryota, Metazoa, Arthropoda, Insecta, Coleoptera, Cerambycidae. The record is from RefSeq and is a predicted model, not a curated record. Bases 218 to 2065 code for a protein of 615 amino acids. Gene Ontology annotation, cellular component: membrane. Gene Ontology annotation, biological process: transmembrane transport; sodium ion transport. Gene Ontology annotation, molecular function: symporter activity.